Messenger RNA from Pollicipes pollicipes, 1515 nucleotides. Its product is annotated as protein adenylyltransferase Fic-like. The record is from RefSeq and is a predicted model, not a curated record. NCBI's taxonomy places the organism in Eukaryota, Metazoa, Arthropoda, Thecostraca, Pollicipedomorpha, Pollicipedidae. Gene Ontology annotation, molecular function: protein binding.
AACACUCUACAGGCUGCAGCCCAGAUGUGCCAACUCGGCAAGCUGGAGAAGGCUGGAAAGCUGUUCGAGCACGCACUGGCACUCAGCCCUCGCCAUCCAGAUGUGCUGACUGAGUAUGGUGAGUUCCUGGAGCUCUCAGACGUGACGCGCGCCAACCAUCUGUACACGCGUGCCCUCAUCUUCGCGCCGGGCCACCGGCGGGCGCUGCAGAACCGACAGCGGACGCAGCCGCUGGUGGAGCAAAGCGACCUGGAGCUGCUGCGGCGCAUCGAUCGCAAGCUGCUGAGGCUGGCGAAGGUGCCAGACAGCAGCUCGGCACUGCGCCGCGUCAAAAAGGAAGCCUACUUUCAGCAAAUCCACCACACGGUGGGAAUCGAGGGCAAUACGAUGACGCUGGCCGAGACGCGCAUGGUCGUUGAGACGCGCAUGGCUGUGGGCGGCCGCAGCGUCAUGGAGCACAACGAAAUCUUGGGACUGGACGCUGCCAUCAAGUACAUCAACACGACUCUGGUGCACCGGAUCGGCGACAUCACGCUGGAUGACCUGCUGCAGAUCCACCGGCGCGUGAUGGGUCACGCCGACCCGUUGGCGGCCGGACAGUUGCGCACGACGCAGGUGUACGUCAGCGAACACGUGCCGCCGCCACCCACACGCAUCACGCCCCUGCUGGAGGGCUUCAUCCAGUGGCUGAACGCGCCGGAGACGGUGGCGCUGCACCCGGUUAAGUACGCGGCGCUGGCGCACUACAAGCUCGUCUUCAUUCACCCGUUCUCGGACGGCAACGGACGCACGUCGCGGCUGCUGAUGAACCUGAUCCUGAUGCAGGCCGGCUUCCCGCCGGUCAUCAUCCGCAAGCAAGACCGUCACAUCUACUACCGCUGCUUGCAGCUGGCCAACGAGGGCGACGUGCGGCCGUUUGUGCGCUUCAUCGCCGAGUGCGCCGAGAAGACGCUCGACGUCUGUUGGGCGACCAGCGAGUACGUGCACAAGAUCGCGGCGUCGGAGGCCGAACGCCAGGCGGCCGCACGCCGCGCCGACGCCGAAGACGCGUUCGUGCGCAACUUCAGCGGCGACGACCUGGUGGGGUUCGGCGCGCCGGUCGCCCACCGCGAGCCGGGCGACACGACGGGGUACUUCAGCGAAGAGGAGGCGGACAGGACUAUACAUACACCGGAAGAUGGGAGCGAGCAUGUCAUCAGUGUAGAGGAGGUGGACAGGUUGGUUCCGGUGCCGGGUGAGCGCAGUGCUAAGGACGUGGCAGAGGCGGGCAACCGGACGUCUCAGGCGCGACUCGGCCGGACUGCUGGCGUUAGCGUGGAAGGAGUGGAGCAAGCCAGACAUUAUCUGGAAGGCCAGGGUGAUGAUGCGGUUGGUGCAGAUGGCGAGCGUAGGCCAAAGCACGUAUUGGACGGGGAGUGCAAUCGGUUUAUUGGCGUAGAAGAGGUAGAGAGAUCGAACCAGGUGCGGAAAAACGAAAUCGAUCGUGACAUAGAUGUAGAAGACGUGGACAGAUGA